Molecule: messenger RNA, 698 nt
Organism: Gamsiella multidivaricata
Lineage: Eukaryota; Fungi; Mortierellomycota; Mortierellomycetes; Mortierellales; Mortierellaceae
Exons: 2
Coding region: 87-602 (171 amino acids)
Biological process (GO): regulation of DNA-templated transcription
Molecular function (GO): zinc ion binding; DNA-binding transcription factor activity, RNA polymerase II-specific
Source: RefSeq, a predicted model, not a curated record
GUCCCCCACCACCCCUUCACGACCGCACUCUCGCCCCUCGUCAUCCCCUUCCUCCCACUCAGCUCCCUCAUUCGAUAACCCAUACCAUGUCCAUGCAGGUCUUUGAGUUCCAGGCCGACGCCACGGUCAGCUUAGCUAGCCCUGCCGCCAUCAACCGCAAGAGCUGCGACCACUGCUUCCUCAACCGGAAGACAUGCGACAAAGUCCGCCAGGCCGCCAACUCUGGUGAGAAGUGCGAGAGGUGUGCCAAGGAAAACCGCCCUUGCACGUUCACGCCCACCGUCCAUCUGUACCACAUUGCAGACUGUGUCGGCCGACACCAGUGCCGUGCCAAGGUCAUCCAGGCCAUGGGUGGCCGCAAGAAGGAGAUUCAGUUCCAUAACAUCGAUAUUCCCAUUAUCUGCGAUAUGGACUCAGCGCAUGACCAGGCCCUCUUUGACUUUAUUCAAAAGCAGCCUAACAUGUUAGUUUACAACAACAGGAUCAAGUCCUUUCUUCUGCAGAUUAUGCUCGGUCUCUCCCCAGAUCAUGAUGACACCUUGCCCAUUCUCGACCAGUACGCUCAAGACUUCUCAAACUAUGUAAGAACAAGUUUUGACUAGUCUUGAGGGUCGAUAUGAGUUGCAAUGUGCCUCACCCAUGUUUGAACACACACGAUUUACAUUCAUUAAACGUGAUGACUGCUUGAACUUCUGUCU